This is a messenger RNA of Phytophthora sojae, 888 nucleotides long. RefSeq lists its product as hypothetical. Bases 1 to 888 code for a protein of 295 amino acids. The record is from RefSeq and is a predicted model, not a curated record. Lineage: Eukaryota; Oomycota; Peronosporomycetes; Peronosporales; Peronosporaceae. The transcript has 2 exons.
AUGGACGGCGACGACUUGUACGGCGGCUUGGCGCUGCCCAAGAAGACCAAGCGCGAGCGAGAGGAGGAGAAGCGGAAUACAGAGCAGAAGGACGAGCCAACGGCAAAGGACGAUGCGGCGAAGCGCCAACGUGUGGAGAAGAAGCCGCUGGACCUGCCGGCCACGGUCGCCAAGCUCGAGGGAUACAUGCUUGUCGACAAGAAGUUUGCCAAGGCCAGUGCAUUGUUUAGCCAGUUGAUCUCGAGUCAGUUGACGGUCGAGUCAAGUGAGCUCUUCAUGAACACGCUAGCGAAGGUGAUUAACGCGAAGGCGGGGACGCUGAGCGGCAAGAAAGGGUUCCAGACUCUUUUUGAGACGUUGGAUUCCAAGCGCGAAGUGAUUUUGAGCGUUGACGGUGAUGAACGGCGUCUGCGGGAGCAGAAGCUGGAUGCGUGGAAGUUCCUGGCUGUCACGCACGCACAGCUCUUUACGGACGAGACGUACCAGUUCAACAAGGCCGCUAAGGUGGUGAAGGCCAGAUUCGAGGCAAUGGUCAGCAACGAAGAGGAACAGGACGAGGAAGAGCGCGCUAAACGCCUGCAUACGGAGCUCUUGCCUCUGCUCCGUACGCUGUACAGCAAACUCAAUGUGGCGUGGGCGACUACUAUUGUCGAGGGAGUGCUGGCGCUAGGCACGCGUCAUCGUCUGCUAUUUAAUGAAGAGGACCGAGUGGAGGUUGACUCCUGGACGAAGGGCAUGCAGGACCGCCGCAAUGCACCGGCCGUAGCUCGGUCUGCAGGCUCCGACGCGCGACGCAACAUCGUAGCUGCCAACGGGGCGAAGUCAUCAGAAGCUGGUGCCAAGGUCCCCGGCCGCUACAACCACCCGCUCUUCAACAAGGAGAUCUAA